Molecule: messenger RNA, 777 nt
Organism: Hyalella azteca
Lineage: Eukaryota; Metazoa; Arthropoda; Malacostraca; Amphipoda; Hyalellidae
Exons: 4
Coding region: 10-723 (237 amino acids)
Source: RefSeq, a predicted model, not a curated record
GUGCGAGCGAUGGGUGCGGCAGAGGUGGUUGCGUGGUGCCUGCUGGUCAGUUGGCUGCCAGCGUCGGUGGUAGGCGUGUGGUCGCAUCGCUAUGACCUCCUCUCCUUCUACGGCUACUGGAUCGCUCACCCCAAUGAAACCUCUCUUGUUUAUUCUCCUCGAUCUUGCCGCGCCCUCUGCGUGUUGGAUGAGGGAUGCUCCGCGUCAUCGGCCUCGCCCUCGGACAAACGAGGGGAGUUCGAGUGCAGAGUCAGCCACGUCGCCGAGGCUCACCGCACCAUCUUCCCUCAUGCAGACUCCGUCGCCUUCAUCAAAGAAAGGAAGCCCAAGUUGUUCUUCUGGAGCGAUGGCAAAGACUUCACACCGAGCGGCUUCAGCAACCUCUGCUCCAGCAAAGGAGGAAAAUUAGGGAUCAUUUCUACCAUCCAGGACAUCGAAUACAUCAAGAACAACAUCAUGGCAGAGGUGGACGAUCAGUACGGCUUCUUCAUCCCUCUGGUCGGCAAGAAGGUGAACGGUACUGCAUCUCAAGUGCGUUGGUUGGAGGUAGAACACGGGGUUGACGAUACCUACCAUCCCCUGAACCUCUUUUUCUCCGACAGCAGCUCCGACAAUGGCUUAGUUUGUCACAAAAUCAGCUCUAGGAACGGACUCACUCUGCGACGAAUCAACUGUGGCAUUGGAUCAAGGGAAAAGCUGUUGUGCUACAAGUAUCAGGACUAAUCAUGCGAUUUAGAAUCUAGUGAAUGAGAUCAAAUUAUUAUCACUUGAGUUCCA